AUGGCUCAUGUCUUGCGGGGUACGCCGCGCCUAUUUCGGUCAAGGGCCGGUGCGGCGUUCUUGAGAAACAUCGCACCCUCCACCGCUGCUGCUGCUGCUACUGCCGCUGGAACACAGCAACCGUCUCCUACGCGCCUGCAGCAGCUGCGCCCACCCGCGGUUCGCUUCGGUACCGCCGCUACGGCUUCCGCGGGCCAGCCAACUUCUGCGAUCAGCACGCGGAACAACGACCCCAAGGUUUCUUCAACUCAGGUUCUCGCAAACGAACGGCAGGUAGAAGUGCUAUGGGAUGACGGGCACAACUCGUACUUUGACUAUACUUGGCUGCGAGUGAACUGCCCAUCCUUCUUGCACGAGAGCGGUCAGAGAACCGUGUUUCCGGGCGAUGUGGAUCCAGGAUUAAAGCCAGUGGAGAAUGGAGGGUCACGCGGCAGGGAGGGUCGGGGCCCCGCAGUCAGCAACUGA
Messenger RNA from Ectocarpus siliculosus, 465 nucleotides. The record is from the annotation of a GenBank genome assembly. NCBI's taxonomy places the organism in Eukaryota, Phaeophyceae, Ectocarpales, Ectocarpaceae.